This is a messenger RNA of Sardina pilchardus (European sardine), 920 nucleotides long. Its product is annotated as placenta-specific gene 8 protein-like. NCBI's taxonomy places the organism in Eukaryota, Metazoa, Chordata, Actinopteri, Clupeiformes, Clupeidae. The transcript is spliced from 4 exons. The record is from RefSeq and is a predicted model, not a curated record. Bases 133 to 516 code for a protein of 127 amino acids.
AAAGCAGCCGCUGCUCAGGUCUUAGUGUCAGACACAACAGGCAACAGACACAACCAGAGGUCUUGUGAAGUCCAUGUUUUAACAGGUCAGAGCUGUACUGGCGGUGCAAGGGGGUCCUACACCACUAGAACAAUGGCUGUGGUGACCACCACAGUGGUAACUGCGGCCCCUACUUUAAGGGCUUGGAGCACUGGGCUUUGUGACUGCUGUUCAGACUGCGGGACUUGCUGCUGUGCAUUCUGGUGCUUCCCCUGCCUGCAGUGCCAAACGGCCUCUAAGCACGGCUGGUGUUUAUGCAUGCCCUUGCUGGACCCAUGCUCCUGCCUGGCAGUCUCCUGUUGCCUGCGCCAGUCCAUCCGUGAGAAGCAUGGCAUCAGAGGUUCAUGUUGUGAUGACUGCAUGGCGGUGUAUUUUUGCUACCCGUGUGCGUGGUGCCAGAUGUCCAGGGAACUGAAGAUGGUGAACAAUUCUGGGCCCGCCGUCACCGUAGUCACCCAGCAGGUGAUUCGUGCCUAGGACAAACAUAUGCAGAUACUUGCAACACAGUGCAAUUCUUUUACCACAAAAUAAAGUCUUCAACUCAUGGUGAUCUGCUGACAUACUUGGCGGUGUUAAACUCAAUGUUAAUACCAAUGUAUAUGCCUCUGGGUCCGUGUAUGCAGCUCACACGGACCAACCUGGUAGGCCUAUAGCAUAUUUGGCUUUGUUUCUCUGACAAGGAAUCAACCCUUUCUUGAAAGUUCUCGGCGUAGAUUGCUACAUUUUGUUUACUUUACUUUAGUUUUACUAUGUUCUUGUUUGUUCUUAGCCUACAUGUAUGUGCUUUCAACUGGAAUUUGAUUUUCAUAUUGUUCUGAAAGCUCUAACCAGCCAUAUUAUUAAACAGAAAAAAAUAAAGGUUUUCUUCGAAUUCAGAUGUC